UCUCCUGAGUCCUCUCCUCUCUGCACCUGAGUUCUCUCUACUGACAACAUGGGUUGCUGUGGCUGUGGAGGCUGUGGUGGCUGUGGUGGCUGCGGUGGCUGUGGUGGCUGCGGUAGCUGCGGCAGCUGUGGCUGUGGUAGCUGUGGCUGUGGUGGCUGUGGUGGCUGUGGUGGCUGCGGUGGCUGUGGUGGCUGCUGUGGCUGCUGUGGCUGCUGUGGCUGCUGCACCCCCAGGACGUGCUGCUGCCGCCGCACCUGCUGCCGCUCCUGUAGCUGUGGCUGUGGGAAGGGCUGCUGCCAGCAGAAGUGCUGCUGCCAGCAGAAGUGUGGCUGCAAGAAGCAAUGCUGCUGCUAGGAGACCUGAGCUGGCCAUUGCUGCAGGUGACGUGGUAAGAUUUCCCUCUCGUCCUGCCAGUCCUCUCGGAUUCAAAACACCUGCAGGUAUUUCAUCCAACGUCCCCUGGGCUCUCAGACUCUGAAAACACCCCCAUAUACCUUCUCUAAUCUGAGCAUAAGCCCAGAAAAAAUGGAUUAAUGAUUUUUAAUGCUAUGCUUUGUUGAAAUUUAACUGUUGGGAUAUUUAUUUCUAUUUCUUCCCCUUUAUCUAUAGCUUCUAUGUUCUAUGUUGCAGUGACUAUUUUCUGUUUCUGUAAAUCUAACGAAAUUCUUUCCCCAAUAAACCACAUGAAAUUGGCAUCAAAGAUUCGUCAUUCUCUUCUCCUUUGUCUUAUUUUAAUGUGCCUAAUUAAAAGUGCAAUUAAACCCAGGAAAGGCAAGUUCUUGUGUUUGGUUGAGAUGGUUUUAGGUUAGUUAUGGAUAAUCUGUCCCUGUAAUUCCAGUGGCUAGGGAGGCUGAGGCCAGAGGAUUGUGAGUUCAAGCCACCCUCAGCAAUUUAUCGAGGCCUUAUGCAACUUAGAUAGACCCUGUCUCUAAACAAAAUAUAAAAGAGUUGGGGCUGGGACUCAGUGGUUAAGUGCUCCUGGGUGAAAUGCCUGAUACCAAUUAGGGGUUUUCAACUAUUUUCUUAUAUAAGUCAGAAUAAAGAUCCUGAACCUGAUAUCAAUGAAUAUCAUAUUUCAUCAGUUUCCUUUCACCCUUAGAUUCAAGUUUUCAAAUAGAUUUUAACCUCAGGGUUUAUAGCCAGAUAAAAUACAACACCUAAAGCAAUGUAUCAAUUUAGGUGUUGGUUAUUUUAGUUUGGUUCUGUUAACAGAUUAAAACUUGAUCAUGGUUUAACCAGUUUUUCUUUUUUUUAAAAAAUUCCAUCACCAGAGGGAGAGGGAAGAUGGCGGCGAGGGGAGUGCAUUGCCCCCGUGUGCUACUUCACUGUGUGGGAGUAUGACAAGUCAGGACGGCUAAAGGCUAUCUAGUUAGGAAUUUCCAGCAAUAGUGGGGUGCUCCGGAACCUGGAGGAAGGAUUUCCAUUGCACGAGGAUCGGCUACGGGGACUCAAACGCGAGAGGUUUGUCGCACGGAGGGUAACACUGCUUAUUCAGCAAAUCGCCCCGCGGCUAGAGUCUGCAGCGCGCGCUGGGAAACGAGGAGAUAGCGACGCAGGGACACAGCGCUGCAGUUUCUGCCAGCCGUGCAAGCACCGUACUCAGGGCUGAAUUCUGGGUUCGAGGCGGGGGAAGGAAGCGGUCCAUCUCGGUUCUCCACACCGGUCAGACCACAGAGGAGGCCAGCAGCCACCAUGUUGGAAAGCUGACGUCACCAUCCCUGUUUUCGACUGACCGCAGCUCAUUCAGCCAUAGAACAGGUAAUUUCA
Marmota monax (woodchuck) is the source of this 1767-nucleotide messenger RNA. RefSeq names its product small cysteine and glycine repeat-containing protein 8-like. Lineage: Eukaryota; Metazoa; Chordata; Mammalia; Rodentia; Sciuridae. The coding region runs from base 49 to 354 and encodes 101 amino acids. The transcript has a single exon. The record is from RefSeq and is a predicted model, not a curated record.